Uranotaenia lowii is the source of this 907-nucleotide messenger RNA. Its product is annotated as omega-amidase NIT2-like. Gene Ontology annotation, cellular component: mitochondrion. The annotation marks the transcript as partial. Lineage: Eukaryota; Metazoa; Arthropoda; Insecta; Diptera; Culicidae. The record is from RefSeq and is a predicted model, not a curated record. Gene Ontology annotation, biological process: L-glutamine metabolic process; oxaloacetate metabolic process. Gene Ontology annotation, molecular function: omega-amidase activity. The transcript has a single exon.
GAAAAAUCAUUCUCCAAGAGAAUUAAUGAUCGUUUCAUACGGGUGGGUUUUUUAGCCGGUUUCCGAAUAGCGUUGCUACAGCUCCGGGUUGGCCCGAGUAAGGAGGAAAACAUUUCCAAUGCCCUGACGAAGAUCCGGUCGGCGGCCAAGGAUAAUGGUGCCCGUGUUGUGGCACUUCCGGAGUGCUUCAACUGUCCAUAUGGCACCCAGUACUUUGCCAAGUAUGCCGAGGAAGUGCCCACUGGAGAGACGUGCCGCAGUUUGUCCGAUGUGGCCAAAGAGCUAGGCAUCUACCUGAUCGGAGGGACGAUUCCGGAAAAGACGGCCGAUGGGAGUGGGAAAAUCUACAAUACUUGCACGGUUUGGUCCCCGGAAGGGUCCCUGAUGGCGACCUACAGGAAGAUCCACCUGUUCGAUAUCAACAUUCCCGGGGGAAUCACUUUCCGUGAAUCUGACGUGCUGUCCGGUGGGGAAAAACUGGCCAUCAUCCCCGUUGAUAAUGCCAAAAUUGGCAUCGGAAUCUGCUACGACAUGCGAUUCGACGAGCUGGCCAGACUGUACCGGAACAAGGGUUGCGACAUGUUGAUCUAUCCUGGGGCUUUCAACAUGAAAACUGGACCCCUGCACUGGGAGUUAUUGGCCAGGGGCCGGGCAACCGAUACCCAAUCGUACGUGGCCACGAUUUCGCCGGCCCGCGAUGCAUCGGCCGGGUACAUUGCCUGGGGCCACUCGAUGGUGGUCGAUCCGUGGGCCCAGGUCGUGGCAUCGGCCAAAGAGGGCGAAGAAAUGGUGCUGGCCGAUGUCGAGCUGCAAAAAGUGGACGAAGUGCGGGCACAGAUUCCGAUUUUCAGCCAACGUCGAACCGAUCUGUACGACACCAAGGAUUUGAAAAACUGAAGACCGUUUC